AACAGAAAGUCUUGUCAAUGGACGUCGGAUCUGGAAUGAUAUGGAUAUACAAGCGAAUAUGAGUUCGAUCAAUUGCCUGUCCCACAAUGACAGCGACCCGGCACAGAAGUCUCCCGCUGGGUUGUCCACUGCGCUGGCCAGCGUGCUGAUCUUGACUAUAGUGGUGGACAUCGUUGGCAAUGUCCUUGUAAUUCUUUCCGUGUUUAGAAACAAAAAACUGAGGAAUGCAGGAAACAUCUUCGUGGUGAGCCUCUCGGUGGCCGACCUGGUGGUGGCCGUGUACCCCUACCCCCUGGUGCUGACGGCUAUCGUCCGCGACGACUGGACCAUGGGCGACCUGCACUGCCAGGCCAGCGGCUUCAUCAUGGGCCUCAGCGUCAUCGGCUCCAUCUUCAACAUCACAGCCAUCGCCAUCAACCGCUACUGCUACAUCUGCCACAGCCUGCACUAUGACCGGCUCUACAGCGUCCGCAACACCUUCCUCUACCUGGGCCUCACCUGGCUGCUGACGGCCAUCGCCACCGUGCCCAACUUCUUCGUGGGCUCGCUGCAGUACGACCCGCGCGUCUACUCCUGCACGUUCGCCCAGACGGUCAGCUCGUACUACACGGUGUCGGUGGUGGUCAUCCACUUCCUCAUCCCCGUGCUGGUGGUGUCCUACUGCUACAUGAGGAUAUGGGUGCUGGUGAUCCAGGUGAAGCACCGCGUCAAGCCAGCGCAGCGGGCCAAGGUGAAGCCCAGCGACGUGAGGAACUUCCUCACCAUGUUCAUGGUGUUUGUGUUGUUCGCCGUGUGCUGGGCGCCGCUCAACCUCAUCGGGCUGGCGGUGGCCGUGGACCCGUCCCGGGUGGCGGCCAGGGUACCCGAGUGGCUGUUUGUCACCAGCUACUUCAUGGCGUACUUCAACAGCUGCCUCAACGCCGUCAUCUACGGGCUGCUCAACCAGAACUUCCGCAAGGAGUACAAGACCAUCGUGCUGGCCUUGUGCAUGCCCCGCCUGCUCAGGACCGAGUCGUCCAGGUGUCCCACCGAGGGCAUGAGGACUAAGCCCUCGCCGGCCUUCACUAACAACAACAUGGCGGAGGUUGAUGUUUGAGCGGUACUGUUUGUUUUCGGUGGAGGAGUCGAUCUCCAAUUGAACCUCCGUAUGAUCUGAUGAUUUUGUGCCUUUUGCUGAGAUGCUAUUCUUAUUCACGGUGUCCGUGUGUGUGUGUGUGUGUGUGUGUGUGUGUUUGUGUGUGUGUGUGUGUGUGUGUGUGUGAGUGUGAGUGUGAGUGCGAGUGUGUGUGUGUGUGUGUGUGUGAGUUUGCGUGCGAAUACCUUAUACAUUUGUAAUGUGCUGAAGUGCCACAAACUCAAGUGAGACCAACUCAAGGGGAAUAAUCCCAAAGACUAAAUGUACUGCAUUGUUCGGUCACAAAUUGACAAUGAUGUAAAGCCAAGGAUCCAAACCAAUCCAACCCUGUAACCUUUUUUGUCAGCACUGAAUCAACACUUUUUCCUAGCGCUCACUUUCUUGAGCACUCUUGACUGUUUGUACCUCAUAUCCAUGACAACCACUGUAUUACUUUGCAUGCGGUCACAUGAUAUCUGACAAUAAUAAUGAAUGCAGGAAGGAUCUCGUCAACAUAAAAAAAAGUUUUUUUUAGAUUUUAAAUUUUAAAAUUAGAAUCAGAAUGUUCCAAGACAACAUCUGGUCAACUUCCUGUUUCCUGUUUCUAAAUUAUGUUUUUCUCUCACACUUGCCUCAUAUCUUCUGAUUGGUUGAUCUUGUUUGCGCCCCCUACAAGUUUAAAAAGGUACAAUCUUUUUAAUUUGUCAAAAUUGGGUUACCUAUAAUUGUAAUGUGUCACGGCUCCUCCGUGUGUCAUGGUGUCCCUAGCAAGACCACUUACUGCUCACGAAGAGCUGGCUGUCGCCUUGCAUGUUUGACUCCGCCUUCGGUGUGUGAAUGCCUAUAUGAGCUGUUGUAAGUCACUUUUGAUAAAAGCAUCUAUUAAGCGCCCAAAAUGUAUGUAAAUACAUUUUUUAUUACUUCAAUUUCCAGAUAUAGACAAACAUUUAUUCAAUUAAGGUAUUUUUCACAUAUUGGCAUUCAAAAAGGUAUCUGUGUGUUAUUGGUACUUAUUACUUGUAUACAACUGCACUUACGUCAUAUGCCUGCGAUGACAUUAAACCUGACAAGUAUUUUUUCCAAUCACGAUGCCCUAUUGUCAACUGUAACUCAUAGCAGCAUCAUCUAGCUUUGGUUUUUCACGGAUUAAUAUAUCAAGGUGAGGCUCUACCCUGCCAAACCGUGACAAAUCCUACAGGUAGGUAUCAAAUAAUAAUAUACCGUUGUGGCUGCAGCCAAUGUUUAUUGUCAACCAUUGUGCUGCCAAUGGAGCAGCACAUCUUAAUAAAAUGCCUGUUUUGCAUUUAAGUAUAUAUCUCCCAAUAUGGUUUACAAAUGAUAUAGACCUAUAUAUGCAUGUUCAUCCUCAGAGCAUCUCAAACCAGCUCUUUCAAUUCAUAUGUCUCGCAAACUCAUUUCAAGUCUGAUGAUUAUGAGGGAUGGCUGAAAUUGCUGCA
Gadus morhua (Atlantic cod) is the source of this 2571-nucleotide messenger RNA. RefSeq names its product melatonin receptor 1C (gene mtnr1c). Gene Ontology annotation, molecular function: melatonin receptor activity. Lineage: Eukaryota; Metazoa; Chordata; Actinopteri; Gadiformes; Gadidae. The record is from RefSeq and is a predicted model, not a curated record. Gene Ontology annotation, biological process: G protein-coupled receptor signaling pathway. Gene Ontology annotation, cellular component: plasma membrane. Bases 41 to 1096 code for a protein of 351 amino acids. The transcript has 2 exons.